This is a messenger RNA of Nicrophorus vespilloides, 1878 nucleotides long. RefSeq lists its product as uncharacterized. The coding region runs from base 124 to 1338 and encodes 404 amino acids. The transcript has 7 exons. The record is from RefSeq and is a predicted model, not a curated record. NCBI's taxonomy places the organism in Eukaryota, Metazoa, Arthropoda, Insecta, Coleoptera, Silphidae.
GAAUUCUAUAACAGAAGUGAUGAACUGAUCAAAGAAGAGAUUUGCUUGGAAAGCAAUGGAAAUUUCGAUAAAUUUCAGCAAAAAUCAUCCGACGUUCAAAACUUAUUUCUUAUCAAUGAUGCAAUGGAAUUUUGGAACUGCGUUGCAAAAGAUAUCAACAUAAAUGUAGAAGAUCUUCUGAAAACUUUACCAGAGUGUUCCACCAUCACGCCUUCAUCAGCGAAGUUUGAAGAAUUAUUCAACGAUCUUCAGAAUCAGCACAAAACGGUUCUUCGAAAUUCAUUUAAUAACGAUGACGCAAUGGAGUGCGAAUAUUGGGAUGCAGUUUCGUCCACGAAUGUAUCCUACAAAAGACCAGAGAAAUCCGUCAACACUUCACCACAAAAAAAUAAGGAUUUAGUCUUCUGGACAAAGUCAUCACCUACCAACUACACAGCAACUUCGGCGGUUAAGUAUGUGCAAUCCGAAUUAUGCAACAACCAUCAGGAUGAGAAAUCCGUCGUUCGAAACCCAUUUAAUGUCUACGCGAAUCCGGAGGAUCUUAUGAGCACAUUACAGCAGAAAUCUGUCGUUCAAAACUUAUGUAAUAUCGAUGAUACAAUGGAAUUUUGGGACUCACUUUCGUUACAUAAAGAAUGCAGCACGAAUGUAGAUGAUGUUGUGAACACUUUACUUCAGACAUAUACUGAUAUUAAUACAUCGUCGUCGUCUUGCUCUGCCAACAAUCAAGAAUCCGUGAUUAGAAACUCAUUUAAUAAUGAUGAUCCAAUGGAAUUUUCGGACUGUCCGUCUUCACCGAAUGUUUCCAACACGAAUCCUGAGGAUCUCAUGAGCACAUCACCGCAGCAACCAUAUGAUAAUCAAGAAUCGAACGGUCAAAACUUAUAUAAUAAUGACGAUACAAUGGAAUUCUGGGACUCCUUUUUGACGCAAUCAAUCAAUUCCAACAGACGUGCAGAGGAAUCCAUCAGCACAUUACCAGAGAUGGUCGAAGAUCGUAAUAAUUGUGCAGAAACGAAUGAAGUAGUUGAAAAAUCGAGUAAAGCAGGAUACCAGAGUUACAUGCUUGAAAGUAUUUACAGGGGGUUCGAGUAUAUUAACUUAGCCACGCGAAGAAACCUCAUCAAACUGAUUGGUAUUAUUACCAUGAAGCAGUUUCGUUCGUGGUUGUCUUGGCGCAAGAAGAUGCUGUUGGAUCCAAUUCCCACGCAAUUCGAAAGAGCCAACGAUAAUAACUUGGAUGAAAAUGUGAAUAACGUCGAGGAUUUGGAUGACUUUGUGGAUCUAUCGCAAAAUGCGAAUCCGGAUUUAGAUGGAGUUUUACAAGGAAAUGAUUAAGAGUUUCCUUAUUAUUCGACUAUGAUAUUAGCAUAAUAUUUUUUUUAAUACAUUUAAUUUAUUUUUUAUCUAUAAUUAAGAGCGUUUAACGAAUGUUGUACAUAUUUGUAAAUAUAUUAUAAGAAACGCGAUUAAUAGCUGAAAUUCGCGUCGCGUUUUAAAAGAAACGAGAUGUGUUUAUUUGCUACUAAAACUAAAUAAUUUCGCGAAAGAAUUAGUGCAUAACUAGCACAGUUUUUGCUGUUGUUGAAGUGUUGUUGAAGAGGGCAUAAUGUUAGUCGAUAGGAGAAUGAUGCGUUUAUUAAUUCUUUUCUGUUGCUUCGUGAGGUUUUCGGAUCAGAUUUGGUGUCUUCUGUAUCUAAUACCGCGCGAUCCCAAUCACAACCUGGUCGACUUCUACCAUAUCUACACUACGCAAUUCUUGAUGGUCUUCGUCCAAUCUUCAUUACGACAAAGUCAAGAAUCUUCAGCCCUCAUACACAUACUACAAACUCAUCUUCAAUGAUCCGUCAGAAACGUCGCAUACGCAACUUACUGAAA